AUGACUAGCGUAGGAAACCAUCCAAACACUGAAGAAAGACGACUUUUCAGCUAUGAAGAUCAUGUCAGUUAUGGAAAUGACGCAUUAAGUCAUCCAACGCUUAUUCCCUUUUUUUACUUUUACUUUUCACAUGACAACCAAGUCACAGUGAACGGUCAUGCAGACGACGCGUGUGAUGUGGGAGGAAAGAAGGUGAUCGCCGAGGUUCGAGAGGAAAAUUGCGUCGCUUUGACCUCUCAUGCGCUUGACAAGGAUUUCGCUCCUAAAAAAGAUAAGAAAAUUGAAGGGGAUCCUGAAGCAUACGAUAGGCCUCUUGAAACAUACACAACAUUUGUUGAAGAGGACGCUGAAGCAGUCGAUGUGCCGCUUGAGGAAGACACAGAACAUGUCGAAGAAGUCGAUUGCAUCGAAGAAGUGGAGGAAAACGGCAUGUCGAAUGGCCAAGACCCCGAAGACGCCCACAAAUUAGAAGACGGCCAAGAAGAGACUGGUUGUGCUGAAAAUGAAGUUGUGGAAUUGAAUGUGACAUCACACGAGGAAUCGAAUGAAUUGGUGGUGAACAGCGAACCACUUUCCAAUGCAAUUGAAGAGGCCAUUGAAGAAGUGGAAAACGAUGUCCACUGUGCUGAAACGUUGUGUUCGGGUGAGUCGAUCAGUCACAUUCGAUAG
Molecule: messenger RNA, 669 nt
Organism: Rodentolepis nana
Lineage: Eukaryota; Metazoa; Platyhelminthes; Cestoda; Cyclophyllidea; Hymenolepididae
Source: the annotation of a GenBank genome assembly